UGGCAUUGACAAACACAUAAAAAAUUCUUGUGUCACAAUGUCAAUGCCAACAACAACAAAAGAUCUAUUAAAAUAGUGUCCAAAAAAGGACAAUGUAUCGGAAAAAUGCGCACUCUCAAAGUAGCGUGUUGGAGGACAUGGUCAGGGUAAGAAAAAUUCGUUUCAAAGAGGACCGAAAGCAACCUUAUAUUGCGAAACCGUCAUGGGAUGCCAUACAGCGCCAGAAAAACUUCACGGAGUUCAAGAGAGUAUAUUGCGAUGUGUCUGGCGACUCUAAAUCUACCGAGGAAGUUAAGUUGAUGCCUCCAAACGAAUAUAAGUAUCCCAGUUUUAGGAAAAAUCCAAAAUAUAUCGAAACAAUAACGCUCGAAUUACCAUACAAUUAUGGGGCAGAGAGAGCAAUUGUCCAUUUUAAAACCACAAUAAAGCCGAAAAAAAUGAUGCCCAAAGUGAGCAGAGAAGUUUUCACGGAAAUAUCAACGUCCAAAUCAAAAACGGAGAAUGCCCAGACAGAAACCCUAUCCAAAAAAUCGUCGACAAUUUUAAAGCCUCCCAAAGCCAAAAAAGAGAAAACUCCGAGGUUUCUGGCUAGGAACUACACGAGCAAGCCGAAAAAGAAACAAGGCAAAGAUAAGAUCAUGACGACAUUGGCUAUGCUGAAUGACAAAUUGAGGAAAAUGCAAGAAAAAUACCUGAUUGGGGACAGGAAUAAUUACAAAAGCGUUAAUGAUUGUUUUACUCAGAUAGGAAAUGUGGAAAUUUUGUACGAAAAUAAUUUGUAUCCUGAAAUUGAAGAACAAAAGAAAGGAACUCGGGAAAUGUAUGAAGAUGGUUUAAGAAAGGUUUCGAAAUAUUCAUCAAUUGAGCUGAAAGUGAACGAAAUCAUGAACGAAGUGGAUGAGCCUAUUCCCCAGUUUCCUAAAAUAGAAGAAACACUAAAAGAAAUUGAAACAAAUCUAGAUGAAAUAGCAAAUUUGAAUACAAACAACAACGAUAACAGUAAAUCAAAAGAAACCAGUGAACAUGUUGAAGAGGACGUUUGCUACGAAGGGCAAUUUAAGUACCUUCUAGAAAGUAUCGAUAAAAGAAAUUCUGACAAAGACGACGAAAAGAACUUGAAUAACAAAGAACUUUGGCAAAAUAUUGAACAGAGCAAGAGCCUAAAGUUUCGUUCGCUGCGCAGGCAAAUCGAAGCCGUGGAAAACGUUUGCGGGAAACUUUCUGAGAUCGUGCACGAGAAGGGUGAUAAAAAUAUUAAAGCAAAUUACGAAGAAGAGGAAGAAGAUAACAAGAGUACCGCGAGCGAAAGAGAAGAAAGAGAAAUAUAUUUGAAGAAGUCGAUGGAAAGUACCCAAAGAGUGAAAUCUAACCCUCUUCCACAACACGCCAUCAUUCCCACAUACAUGGAAGGUCCCAAUUUACAACUGGGCGUAAAGAAGUCCAGUUUCCUUUCCAAGGAGCUCGAUAAGCUAGCGGGAAAACCGAUGGUGAAAGUGUUUUCCGACCACCAGAGACGACUGAUUCUACUGGAUAAACAGCGAAGCAUGGCGAUGAAGGAGAAGAAGGAAUUCACCCCGCAGGAGAGCAUCACCAAGCUAAUCGAUAGUUUGAAGCAAACGUUCGAUAACUCCUUCUAUGAGCCCGUCUGUAACCAGUGAUGUUUUUUUAUAUAUUUACCUUUUUUUGUAUAUUUUCUAAUAAAUAUUUGGUGUCCGAAUUCGUA
This is a messenger RNA of Sitophilus oryzae (rice weevil), 1723 nucleotides long. RefSeq lists its product as uncharacterized. Lineage: Eukaryota; Metazoa; Arthropoda; Insecta; Coleoptera; Curculionidae. The transcript is spliced from 5 exons. The coding region runs from base 93 to 1658 and encodes 521 amino acids. The record is from RefSeq and is a predicted model, not a curated record.